AUGGUUUCGGCACCGGAUCUGGUUCAUUAUGUGUGCAUUGCCAGGGGCACCACGGUAUUAGCUGAGUUCAAUUCGAAGGAUGAGAAACUUGGAUCGAUCGCCGGAAAAUGUUUGGAGAAAACGCCGCCGUUUCAUUCCAUUUUCACCCACACCGUCCGGUCUCGAACCUACACUUUCUUGAUCGAUGACCCUUUCGUUUAUUUCGCGAUUUUUGAUGAAAGACUGGAGAAAUUUGAGGGAUUGGGCUUCCUCAGGAGCGCAAAAGAAACGUUUCACAAGUUUUUCCAGGGCGAUCUGGGGAAGAAGAGGUUGGACCGGGUGAGUUCUCAUUGUUUUCAGGGGGAAUUCAAUCCGAUUUUCCAUCGGUUGCUGGGUCCAGGCCCGGAACCAGAGGUUCCAAGAGGUGAAAGAUUUGACGAAAGCGGCAGUUUGUGUUCCGGUUCAGGCCAUUUGGGGAGGCCAAAUGGGGAUUCGUCGAUGAACUUGAAGAAGAAGAAUAAUAGAUUGUUUGGGGAUUUUAAGAUUGGCAGCGGGGGCAUGAAGGGUAGAGGAGGUGUCAAGAAGAAGGUCGACAUUGGGGCUGAAGAUGACGAUAGGGACGGGAUUAUAUUGAGCCGGGAGUUGUCAAUGGUAAUGCACAAGAAUGGGAUGUACUCUGGUGAAUUGAUGGGAAACCACAACCAUCAGAAGGCCAAGAAAGUUUGGAAAAAGCAAGUGUGGAUAGUGUUAUCGCUUGAUUUGUUCGUUUGCACCAUCUUGUUCAUUGUCUGGUUGUGUGUUUGCCGCGGUUUCAAAUGCAUUGAUAGUUGA
Fraxinus pennsylvanica is the source of this 810-nucleotide messenger RNA. Lineage: Eukaryota; Viridiplantae; Streptophyta; Magnoliopsida; Lamiales; Oleaceae. The record is from the annotation of a GenBank genome assembly.